Molecule: messenger RNA, 3225 nt
Organism: Xylona heveae TC161
Lineage: Eukaryota; Fungi; Ascomycota; Xylonomycetes; Xylonales; Xylonaceae
Exons: 7
Coding region: 1-3225 (1074 amino acids)
Biological process (GO): aromatic amino acid catabolic process; positive regulation of transcription by RNA polymerase II
Cellular component (GO): nucleus
Molecular function (GO): DNA-binding transcription factor activity, RNA polymerase II-specific; zinc ion binding
Source: RefSeq, a predicted model, not a curated record
AUGGCCGACAAUUCUCCUCAGCCAUCCCGCGAUAACGCUGGAGAUUCUCUUCCGACACCGGUCCCUGCUAAGCCUCCUGCACCCUCUCACACACGCACAUAUCAGGCCUGCAUACCAUGUCGACAGCGUAAAGUUCGAUGCGAUCUCGGCAGUGUAGACAAUCCUCAUGAUCCCCCAUGCGUAAGAUGUCGUCGCGAGCACAAACAUUGCUUCUUCUCGGCUACACGGCGAAAACGAAAAUCUGCGGAUGAAGAGGGCGAAGGCGAGGCCGUGGCUGAUGGGACUGACAAUCAUACUUUCCACGCAAAGAGACCUCGGAAAAAUGAAGAGCAGAUUCAAUCAUCUCCAGCACUGCCCUUAAGCCAUCUCGCUCGGUCGAAUUCUGCCGCGUUUGCACAGCCAUUGACCCCAGGUGGCUCAUUCGGACGAGCGCAGCCGCUGAGGCGUCCUUUUUCCGCCUCGCCAAGCUCCUCAGUUUCGACGCUUCCACUCCAUAAUGGCAUUGCGCAUCAGCGAUCGUAUUCUGUUGUUUCACCCGGAACUACAACGGCGAGAGCCGACGCCAAGGGAGAACAUCUGACAAAUGACACUGCGGCAGAGCUUCUCAGUGCAGAGGUCUACAGCGGGCACGAUGCGCUGAAUCUUCUUUACGAAGCGGCGGAUCGCAGUGGUGAUAUUCAGAACCAACGGGUUGGAAGUCAGCCCAGCGCUCAAGUGUCACCCCUAGUCACUAGCAGUACGCCUGCAUCGCGCACUGGAUCCACGGCUGUGGGGCCUCGAACAAGCAUUGGCGGUGGGGAGGAUUCUGGAGCGAGGAAUGCCUCCGUACAGCUCGACACGGGGCAGGAAGAACUCCAAGGAGAGAGCAACGAAGGCUUCGCCUUGGAUGAGAGCAUUGGCGUUUCUGAGAUGGAGGCUGGUUUGAAGGCCUGGUCUCGAUCUCGGUUUGUUCGUGCAGGCUGGUUCACUGCACGGGAAGCAAUUCUCUACAUUCGAUAUUUCUAUGCUUAUCUCGCGCCGCUUACUCCCAUUUCUCCGCCAACAUAUCGAGAUCCAAGCACGCAUUCAACUUUGCUAGAGGACGAACCGCUCCUGGCCGUCACCUUGUUGACGAUUUCAUCGCGGCACAUGCAAUUGUCCGGUCCGGGCGGACUUUCCCGAUCCUUUGCUGUUCACGACAAAUUGUGGGCAUACCUUCGGGGCAUGAUUGAUCGUGUAUUGUGGGGACAAGAGCAGUUUGGGGGCGGGUUUUGCGGCGCCGGCGCCAUCGGUCGCGAUGGAUCGUUGCGUGUCCCGUCGGAGACUUGGAAAGGACUCCGUAAAGGCUCGCUCAGGACCCUGGGUACGGUAGAAGCGUUAAUGUUGCUUACGGAAUGGCAUCCCAGAGCGCUUCACUUCCCUCCUGGAGAUGAUGAUGAGGAAGUUGUUGCGCGAGAACAGCCUGCCACGCCCCCAGAGGCUGGCCAAGGAAUGUUUGCCGCACUUGCUGCCCAGGGCGGAAUCUCAGGGAAGAGAAUCGGUAGCUGGCUUGAACCUGCCUGGCGAAGCGACCGCAUGUGCUGGAUGUUGCUCGGUAAUGCAUUGACUCUCGGCUUUGAGUUGGGAAUUUUCGACGACGUUGCGGGUGCGCACUCAUAUCGCGGGCAUUAUCGUCCCGAAUUCGAGUCUCCCCUCUAUCGUCGUCGAGCGAAGCGAGCCCAGAGACUGCUCCUAAUCUACCUUACUUCGACGUCUGGCCGCUUGGGAUGGACUAAUAUCAUGUCAAAGCCAUUUACCCACCUCGUCUUUGCAAAUCAGACUGGUUUGAAGCCUACUGAGCGCAAGGACUUUGAGGUGGGAAACGAAUCUGUUGCGAAUGAGAUCACCGAAGACUGUAUCGAUUACUGCUGGAUUGAGCUGGCCUCGUUGAUGCAGACGGGGAAUGAAAUGCUCUUCUCGUCGGUCGAGCAUACGAGAAAUAUUAUCCGCAACGGCCAAUACGUGGAGAGGUUGGAGUAUUUCCAACCAAGGCUCCAGGCUUGGCGCAACGAGUUUCUCAACUUGGAUAUUCCCAUAUUCAUUCGACACAUUCUGGAGAUUGAAUAUGGAUACGUACGGGUGUACAUCAAUUCUCUCGCGUUACAGGCGGUCAUUGAACGGUUCACCAAUGCCAAGGAGCAUAGUGAAGCUGAAAACAAUGACUCCUCGUCUCUUACAACCCUGUACGCGAAUAAUGAGUAUUAUAUCCAUGAGGUGGUUGAAGGCAGCCGAGGCGUUUUGCGAACGGUGGUUGACGGACUGUACCCCGGUGGAUACCUUAAGCACGCGCCGGUGCGGACAGUAUUCCGUGUUGAAGAUGAAGCCGCUGUUUCACUUGGUCUCAUGGACAGCGCCGUUCAUGCUCUUCGUACCUGCGUGGUCGAUGACGUCCAUCUCGUAACACGCUUCGCUGAUCUCCUCGGAAGAUUAACCCAGAUUCUACGAUCUCGAUUUCUCCGCGUGUCGACGAACCCCAACAGUGGAAGCCGUCAGCGGGGAAAGAGCUCAUCUCCUGUCGCAGGAGAUCAGCCUGCUGCGGCUGCGGCCAGUCGUCCUAACUCCACCUUCCCUAAUGGCCCAUUCCAUCCUCCGUCGCUCUAUCAUGACCAGACAACAGCAUCCUCAAUGAGCAAUACCAACAAUCAAUUCUUCGACGCCAAUCAUCCCUCCAAUACCCAUCCCCAUUCCAAUCUUUACACUCCUAAUCCGCUCGAAGGCAUCUCCACCGAGUCCAUCGACCCUCACGACAGUAACAUUUGGUUCAUGCCUCCGCCAAUGCAUGUCUUUACUCCUCACCCGCAGUCCUCGUAUGACGAAGAAAAUGGCAAUUCAGGCGCAACCCCUGCUCCCACAACGCAUCAGAUUUCCGGCACUGGUCCCACUUCUUCUGGUCGAUCGGGAGCCUCCGGAUUACGCACUGACGAUGGCGGUGGUGGUGCUGCUCCAACAAGUGGAAGUAGCGGCAGCGGACAUACUGGCGCCGGCGCCGCAACGACAAGCGCUCCUGGAAACACAUCGAGUCUCAAUGCAGCCGCCACUCCAGGAUACACGUCCGACUGGCUUGCCCUACCCCUGGAUCCACUCCGAAACAGCUAUGGUGCGGGCGUCAACCAGACGACAUACGGCCCGGACAUUGGCGGGUAUGACUUGCUCGAGGUCCUGCUCAGCGAGAUGCAGCAGGGCGGGGAGCCCGUCCUUGAUAUGUGA